Molecule: messenger RNA, 3941 nt
Organism: Ylistrum balloti
Lineage: Eukaryota; Metazoa; Mollusca; Bivalvia; Pectinida; Pectinidae
Product: transmembrane and ubiquitin-like domain-containing protein 1
Exons: 3
Coding region: 164-1540 (458 amino acids)
Molecular function (GO): protein binding
Source: RefSeq, a predicted model, not a curated record
GUCAGGGAGGGCCGUACGUGGUUUGUGACAGCUCAGGUGUUCCAGAUAGCGGAAGAUAUUAUGACGAUAUGGUCAUGAUAUGUGAGCGAUGAUGACAAGAUUUGUUGAAGCCAUCUAGUGUGUUUAAACAUCUGAAACAAAACAUCAGAUUUGGCUGUAUAAAAUGACCCUGAUUGAAGGUGUUGGGGAUGAAGUGACACUUCUGUUUGGUCUAGGAGUGAUUGUCUUCAUCAUUAUAUUGGCAUGGAUUUCAACUAACAUCCAAGAAAUUCCUUUCUUCAGUGUUAUCAUUGUAGAAUUGACACAACGCAGACGUCAACGUGCAAAUGUUGGGGCAGGUAAUGAAGCUUUCACUUCCCUGGUAAAUAAUGCUCCACCAGAUUCGACAAACACACCAUCCUCCUCUGAGGAUUCUGAUCACACAGAUGAACUGCAGUCAGGAGAAAAUUCAUCAAGAGAUGUGCCAUCUUCAAGUGAUAUAUCGGGGCAAAACUCUAAUAUAACAGAAGAUGCUGAAGUAGAAACCACUGUGCGCUUCGUUAAUGUUUUAGAUAAUGGUGGUAGUGCAGCCCCAGAGGCAGUUUUGCAUGAUAUCCAAGGUGGACGUAGUAGAGAAGUUCAAGAUGAAAUUGAAAAUGUUAUUGACACACAGACUCCACAAAAUGUUGAAGGUCUGGAAAGAAAUGUUGAUACAAGUCCUAGUCAAAUAAUUCCCGAUAAUCAAGAGGAUAAUUUAACUGAAACUGAGUUACGAAGGAGAAGAGUUGCUUUCUUUGACCACAAGAGAAACAACAAUGGACAUGAUGUAUCUGAAAUAAGGGGAGAUAAUUCCAGUCAUACUCCUGCGUCAGGUGGAGACCCAUUUGUGCCCAACUCCUCCAGUGAUCAUGUGUCUACUGUUUGUGAUAAAACUAGUGUUACUAGCUGUGAUAACGAACCUACCUUAUCCCAAGACCCAUCUCCUCCUGUAGCUCAGACUGAUAACCAACCACAGGAAAGUUUACUUAACCAAUCAGAAGAGCCAUAUCAACCCGAUGCGAGGCUGGGAGAGGAAGUUAGUGAGGGAGAUGGGAGAAUAAGGAUACGACUAAAAUACCUGAAUGACACACAGAGGAAUGUUGUAGCUUCACCAACAGAUACUGUUGGGCAAUUUCGAAGAGUGAAUUUUGCAACAGAACUGGAGGAUAACAAAGUCGUCCGUUUCAUUUUCAACGGACGAGACUUACGCAGUGACACGAUGACUUUGGACUCCUACAACGUGGUUGACAAUAGUGUUCUCCAUUGCUUGAUUACACAAAUGAACCGUGAUACCUCUCCUCCACGUAUCGACACCGAGGGAGGGUUCGACAUGGGCACGAUAAUGUUACCAUUAUUUGGUGUGAUCCUGUGUAUCAUGUGGUAUCUACGAUUUGAAUACAGACCAUUUUUUUCUGCUACAUCUACGAUAUCCUUGUUUGGAAUUACCUCCCUUUAUGUAGCUGCUGUUUUAGCAUCUUGGGAAAGUCAUCGUCGUGGAAAUGUACAUGAUCACAUAGACUAAUGUGUAACAACAGAAUAUUGUAACCUCCUGACUCAACAUUGGUCAAAUAAGCUGCCAUAUGUUUAAGGUUUGAAUGAAACUUUUUGCAGUCAUGAACUCUGUUUCAUAUGCAUAAGAAUUCUACUAAUGAGAGAUUUUACUUAUUGUGAAACCAUAUUUUAUGUCCUGAAGUGUGUUUUACCACAAAACAAAGACAAAUAAGAAAAAAGAGGAAAAUAUGAAUGCAAAAAUUAUGUGUAAGGACUUGUGUGCAGAUGUUAUGAUGGAGAAGAUGAUUGAUAAUGGGUUUGUAGUAAUCAGAAUCACAUCCCAAGUUUUGUUCAGGCACUGACUGUAGUUCAGAUUUAAAACAAAUUUUUGGAUGAGGAAACAUUUUACAUUUUAUCAAUUUGUAAGAAAAGGUCUUCUCUUGUAAAACCAUUAUAUAUAAUUAUACCUUCUUUGGAAUAGUUCAUCUUUGACCCAGAUUUUAAAAGAUUUUUGAAUGAGGUAACAUUUUACAUAACAUAAUUUUUUUUUUAACAAAAAAAAGGAUCUCCUCCUAUCAACCAUUAUAUAUAAUCAUACCCUCUUUGGAUUCAUUUGACCUUGGAGUUAAGUUUCAGUGAAAUGUCUUCAACUCAUUAAAACUUUCAGUCCAGUUAAGACUUUUUGUUGAAAAUUUUCCACUUGAUAUUUAUCUUAUAAUUGAUGCAGAGGUGAAGGUCACAGUGACCUAUUUUUUCAGAUGAGUAAAGUAUACAUGUACGUACCCUAAACAUACAGAAAAAAUGACAUGAUUUACAGUCUGAGAUAUAUUUCUACUUUUGACUUACAAGUCAACGAGACCUUUUUGGUAUAGGUAGAUGGCUGUUAGAUACGUUUUGAUUUAUAAAUUUUAUUCCAGAUAUUCAGCCUUAAAACUUUAAAGGAAAUGUCACAAUAACCAAAUUACUUAUCAGACUAACAUUGCAUAUUAGAGCAGCUAUACGCUAGUACCGGAAUUUUACAAUUUUACUGCCUAGCUAGGAUGUUAUCAGAGACGCAUGUACAUCGCAUGUGCCAGGGAUAAAACAUCUAUGAUGUUAUAGUGUGAUUUUAGCAUUAAUCAGAUAUAUACGAGAUUAUUAUUGUUUCUCUUGUUUGAUCUGUUUUACUUCUAUUUUAUUAUUCAUUAUAUUUUAUUUCACAAGUUCUCCUUAGUGUAAUAUACUAGUCCCUCUACACUCCAAAGCAGGCAUAGAAAGGCAGAGAUUCCUAGAAAUUAAUCUGUAGUUAUGAUUUACAAUAAUUGAUUUACUUGUGCAUGAAUCCUUCCUCUUGCACAGGGUACAGUAAUAUUAGAUAUUGUAUUUGACCUAAUAAGUACACCUGCUCCGCUCCUAUAAGUACACCACCUGCUCCUAUAAGAACACCUGCUCCUAUAAGUACACCACCUGCUCCUAUAAGUACACCUGCACCUAUAAGUACACCUGCACCUAUAAGUACACCUGCUCCUCUAAGUGUACCCCACCUUUAUUCCAAGGAUAGGUGUGCUAUCUUCAUUUUAUUAAUGGCUAUAUUAAGAAAUGAUAAUGAGAGUAAAAAGGCUUUUAUUUCUCUGACCAGAUUUCAAAUUUCCAAAACUUUCCCCUGUACAUGGUACAUUAAGCAUAUCCCUUUAAUAUUCUUGUAAGCAUUUAGUGCACUUAUUAGAUCAAACACCACAGGUUUGUUAUAAUUACAUUCUGAUAUCUUGCAUGCAUGUAUACCCUAUACUGUUUGAAAUGGAUAUUUGAUAAAUAGUGGCCCAGUCUUCAUCCCAAGCAGGAAGUGUUUUAUUUGCUGAGAACAUUGUUAUUUGGGGUGUGGGCAUUUUACACAUCGGAUGUUUUCAUUAAUAGCAAUCAUCACAAUCAUUUGAAGUAGAAAUGUUGAUACAUGUAAAUUAUUCAUAAUUUUUUGAAGAAUGAAAAAAAAUAUAUCAUUGAGAAUGAUUUUGCUUGUGAUUGAUUUUUUAUGCCAGUAGAUAAGCAGUUUACAUAGUUGUCAAGAUUAUAUCAUGAAAUCACUGAAGUCAGUUGAAAAUCAUUCUACUUGCUGGAUCAGAAUAAGAUAUUAGAUUUAAAUCUGCUCUAUGUGUUCCUGGUUAGAAUACCUUGUCUUGGAUUCUUGUUUGUGACUUAACACUUUGGAUCUUGGUUCAUGACUAAAAUACUGUGGAUAUUUGUUGGUGAAUAAAUACUUUGGAUCUUGGUUCAUGACUAAAAUACUGUGGAUAUUUGUUGGUGAAUAAAUACUCUGGAUCUUGGUUCAUGACUAAAAUACUGUGGAUAUUUGUUGGUGACUAAAUACUUUGGCUAUCCAAUCAUGAUUUGUACAAACUAGUAACAGCAAACUUGUAUGUAAUUAUGUUUAUCAAAUAAAUACAAUAUUUGAUCAA